AUGUCUUCCGCAACAGCUGCCGAUAUUCAGGGACCAUCCAAUCCGAAUCCAAAAGGCCUCAACACAUCCGCCAGCACUCAAUUCCCUCCCAUCAACAUCGGUACGCGCAACUCGGUACUCGCCCAGAUUCAAGCCCGCGCAGUCGAGAGAAGUUUGAAGGAUGCAUAUCCAGACCGAAUUUUCAAAAUCUGCCCUGUUGUAGUGCAGGGAGAUAGGGACAAGAUCACACCUCUGCAGCAACUGAGUCAAGGCGAGAACGCGAAGAGUCUAUGGACAGGCGAACUGGAGAGCAUGCUGGAGUCUGGUGAUCUGGAUAUCAUCGUGCACUGCUUGAAGGGUAUAUUAAUGGUCCCCUACAUGCCCACGCAGCUGCCGGAUCACCUCGAGAUGGGCGCCAUCCUCGAGCGUGAAGAUCCCCGCGACGCUCUCUUGAUCUCUCCUCGUCUACCCAAGGAAACAACCCUAGCGACCCUCCCACAAGGUGCCACCAUCGGCACGUCGUCUGUACGACGAGCCGCUACAUUAAGAAAAUUAUACCCACAUCUGAAGUUCGCCGACCUCAGAGGCAAUGUCGGUACAAGGCUAGCAAAGCUAGAUGCUGAAGACUCGCCAUACUCGGCUAUCAUUCUCGCCGCUGCUGGCUUGAAGCGGAUGGGGCUCGACAAUAGGAUCACACAAUAUCUGAGUAGUACGAGCGGAGGAAUGUUGCAUGCUGUUGGUCAAGGUGCACUGGGAAUUGAGAUCCGGAAGAAUGAUGACGCCAUGAAGGAGGUUUUGAGCAGUAUCCGAUGCGAGCGGACAACAAGAGCAUGCUCGGCCGAACGAGCGCUACUACGCACUUUAGAAGGAGGCUGCAGCGUGCCUAUCGGCGUGGAGACAUCAUGGAGAGGUGGCAAGGGUCUCGCCAUCGGUACGCAACCAGCAAAAGAUUACGACAAGCAUGGAAACGCGGUAGAAGAGGAAGAGCCAGACAUUGACGACCAAGAACUGGUGCUGAGUGCUAUGGUGGUCAGUGUAGAUGGUAAAGAAUUUGUUGAGUACCAGGCAGCACGAAAAGUUCGCACAGCAGAAGAGGCAGAAGAGAUGGGACAAGAGGUUGCCAAGGUCUUGAUUGAGAAGGGUGCGGACAAGAUUUUGGAGAAGAUCAACGUGGAGAAGCAGUGGGCAGCCAAGAAGCAACUGGAGGAGCUCAAGGCCAAGGCGGCCAGCUCAUAG
Molecule: messenger RNA, 1215 nt
Organism: Alternaria atra
Lineage: Eukaryota; Fungi; Ascomycota; Dothideomycetes; Pleosporales; Pleosporaceae
Exons: 2
Coding region: 1-1215 (404 amino acids)
Biological process (GO): heme biosynthetic process
Cellular component (GO): cytoplasm
Molecular function (GO): hydroxymethylbilane synthase activity
Source: RefSeq, a predicted model, not a curated record